Messenger RNA from Aspergillus heteromorphus CBS 117.55, 1008 nucleotides. Its product is annotated as putative tricarboxylate transport protein. Gene Ontology annotation, biological process: mitochondrial citrate transmembrane transport. The record is from RefSeq and is a predicted model, not a curated record. The coding region runs from base 58 to 1008 and encodes 316 amino acids. The transcript is spliced from 3 exons. NCBI's taxonomy places the organism in Eukaryota, Fungi, Ascomycota, Eurotiomycetes, Eurotiales, Aspergillaceae.
CGACAAAAGGGAUGCGACCGUGGGAUCCAAGUCCACCGCAUCAUCAUCAUCAUCAUCAUGGCCGCCACACAUCUCUCCCCUCCCCACAAUGAGCGCCUGCCGCCUCCCAAGGACAAGGUACUGCUGUUCAUUCUCGCCCUCACCCACCACUCCGCGCAUCCCCCCCUCGUCUCCCUCCUCGCCGGCGGCAUGGCCGGGGGCGUCGAGGCCGCCACCACCUACCCCUUCGAGUUCGCCAAAACCCGCCUGCAGCUGGGCGACCGCGCCGCCCCCCGGAACCCCGUCCACCUCCUCCGCCAGGUCGUCGCCACCGACGGUCUCGGGGCCCUCUAUACGGGAUGUUCGAGUCUGGUCGUGGGGACCAUGCUGAAGGCCGGGGUGCGCUUCCUCUGCUUCGACGCCAUCAAGAACCGCCUGGUGGAUGACGCGGGGCGGCUGUCCCCGGCCCACGGCAUCCUGGCGGGCAUGGUGGCCGGUGGGUUCGAGAGUGUGCUGGCAGUGACCCCGACCGAGCGGAUCAAGACGGCCUUAAUCGACGACGCCAAGGGCCCCCGCAAAGCCCGCGGCGCCCUGCACGGGACCUACAUGCUGGUCUCGCAGCAGGGCCUGCGCGGCCUGUAUCGCGGCCUCAUCCCCACCACCGUCAAGCAGUCCGCCACCUCCGCCGUGCGCAUGGGGUCCUACAACUGGCUGAAGGAGACGGGCAAGGACUACGCCAUCCCGGUCAACGGGGUCACCACCUUCCUGAUGGGCUCGCUGGCGGGCACCAUCACCGUGUACGCCACGCAGCCCUUCGACACGGUUAAGACGCGGGUGCAGGGGAUGGGUCAGCCGGGCAUGUCGCAGGCGAUGGCCGAGCUGCUGCGCGAGGAAGGCGUGCGCGGCUUCUGGCGCGGCAGCACCAUGCGCCUGGGCCGGCUGGUGCUGAGCGGCGGCAUCGUCUUCGCGGCCUACGAGCAGUUUGCGGCGGUGCUGGCGCCGGUGCUGUCUUCGCGGUCGUUGUCCUGA